This is a messenger RNA of Fusarium pseudograminearum CS3096, 1707 nucleotides long. RefSeq lists its product as uncharacterized. The transcript has 9 exons. Bases 1 to 1707 code for a protein of 568 amino acids. Lineage: Eukaryota; Fungi; Ascomycota; Sordariomycetes; Hypocreales; Nectriaceae. Gene Ontology annotation, molecular function: transmembrane transporter activity. Gene Ontology annotation, biological process: transmembrane transport. The record is from RefSeq and is a predicted model, not a curated record.
AUGCCGGAUACUCGUGCUUCGAAUAACGAUCUUGUCAUGAGCCGUGAUCCGGGCUCAACAAACCCCAUCGCCGUCGACGGGGGUUCUGAAGAUGGCAAGACUCAUCAGUUCAAUGAGCAGACAAAUUAUGUCCCUCCGAGGGCCAUUAUUACAAUAUUCCUAGCGUGUGCAACUGUCGACUUGUUGGCGUUGAUGGACCAGACCAUGCUGGCCACGAGUCUGUACAUUAUCGGCAAUGCCUUGGGAUCAACUGCCCAGGUCUCAUGGAUAGCCAGCGGAUAUUUCAUAACUUCAACUGUUGGACAGCUCAUGUAUGGAAGACUGUCAGACAUCUGGUCUCGCAAGAUAAUUCUCCUUAUGGGCCUUGCAAUAUUCUUUAUCGGAUCCCUCGCCUCUUCUCUAGCAGAUUCAGUACUGCAACUCACCAUCUUUCGCGCCUUCACUGGCAUCGGAGGAGGCGGUCUAAUGACGGUUGCGCAGCUUAUAGUAAGCGACGUGGUUCCUUUGCGAGAAAGGGGCAAAUAUCAGGGCAUUCUAGGUGCUGUGGUUGCGAUUGCCAAUGGUAUAGGGCCUGUCGUGGGAGGUGCGCUCUCAUCAGGUUCAGAAGAUUCCUGGCGAUGGAUUUUUAGGAUGCAACUGCCUUUGACGCUUCUGACGACUCUCUGUGUGCUUUUCUUCAUGCCUCUGAAAACGGUGCAGGGGGAUUGGAAAUUAAAACUCAAGGCUGUAGAUUUCUUGGGCAUCUUCCUUGCUCUCGCUGGCAUGACUGUUGUUAUUCUAGGGCUGACGUGGGGUGGAAAGGAAUAUGCCUGGAACUCAACGCAAGUGAUUUCGACUCUGGCAAUAGGUACAGCAGUAUCCAUUGCGUUUAUGCUCUGGCAGUGGAAGGGCCCCAAGUACCCCUUGAUACCACUGCACAUAUUCAAGUCAAAGAUAGUCAACGGCGCGUGUCUGACCAUGGCCAUCAAUGGCUGGAACUUUGUCAUGCAAGUCUACUACAUACCCUCCUUCUACCAACUCGUCUACGGGUACUCGGCCACAAAAGCCGGAGCAAUGCUUCUCCCAAUCACUCUGCUCCAAACCGCCAGUAGCACUCUUUCGGGGCUUAUCGUCCACUGGAUCGGUCGGUACCGCGAGUGUAUACUCUUUGGGUGGUUGUGCUGGGCUGUUGGUCUUGGUCUCAUGUCGACCCUGGAUGAGAACACAGGCGUGGACAAGCAGAUCGGCUAUUCUGUUCUCAUUGGUAUCGGAGUUGGCAAUACACUUCAGCCUGCGCUCAUUGCUACGCAAGCUGGUGUUGAUAGGCGUGAUAUGGCAGUUGUCACCUCAUUUCGCAAUUUCGUCAGGAACUUGGGUGCAACACUGGGUCUUGCAGUGUGUGGUACAGUCUUAAACAAUGUCCUCGCCGGUUCUCUCUCCUCUCUCAACCUUAACAGUCGUGAUUCAAAUAGCUUGCUAGGGAACCCUCAAUCCUUCCUUGAUACCGUCGCACCAGACGAAGCAGAGAGGAUCAGAUCAGUUCUCGUCCCCGCCUACAGACAAGGGUUCCGUAUCAUCUUCCUUAUCGGCGCGGGUGCAGCCAGUCUCGCGUUUGUCUUGGCAUUUGUUCUCAUGCCGCAAGUCAAUCUUACUAGGCCAGAUGACUCGAGGCUGAAAGAAGAAGGUCGUACAAUUUAUGAGGAGAAGAGGUCGAAGGGUAUGAUUUAG